GUCACCACUUGGCAUUAUGUAACAGACAGUGGUGUGGGGUGCCUGCUGGCGCCGCCUACCCUCGCGGCCAACACGCACUUACUGCCCACCCACUCGUGUUUUACAUCUACAGAUCACUUCGUAUGGAUAAUUUUCCCGUUUGUGAGGGCCUUGCUGGCGGCGGGUGUGAGUGGUGUCAGCAGGGCUCACCGAGGCCCGCCUGAAGUAGUUUCUAAGGAUUUAUAACCUCGCAUGAGACAGUAUUGGUGAGGCUAGCGCGUUACCUCGAGCAGGUCCGACCCAUGUGAUACCUGCUGUACACCCUCGUUCAGCACUACACAUUAACGCGUUCUCACAACUAAACAGCCUUCGUGUGUCAGAGUGUUCUGUGUAACCAAAUUCAUGCGUGGAGAGAGUAACUAUGUCAGUGUUGUUACAGAGAAUGUAUCCCAAACACAACCCUGCCAGGUGCCUCUAGAGUGCCAAGGAGAGAGUAAGCUCGGCCAGGUACCAAGUGUAUGUGUUACGAAGAAGGAAAGUAACACACAACCAGGCCAGGUACCAACUGUGUGUGCCACAGAGAAGGAAGGUAACACACAGCCAGACCAGGUAGUAAGCGUGUGUGCCACAGAGAGUGUAGGCGACACACAGCUGGAAGAAGUGCAUAGUGUCUGUGUAUUCUGCUUUGUCCGUCCUUCAGCAAGCCGACAUUCAUGUCUACCUGGGCUGCUCACGUGCACGUGUCAGGUGUCAGCCAUGAGUGUGGUGUUACUGGUGUUGCUGUUACUGGCAGGAAGCCAGGCUGCUCCUUCUUUUGGUGUUCCUGGCCACCCCCAGAGCAGCGGUGGCUACCCCAGCAGCAGCAGGAACCCCAGCAACGACAGGUACCCCAGCAGCGACAGGUACCCCAGCAACGACAGGUACCCCAGCAGCGACAGGUACCCCAGCAACGACAGGUACCCCAGCAGCGACAGGUACCCCAGCAACGACAGGUACCCCAGCAGCGACAGGUACCCCAGCAACGACAGGUACCCCAGCAGCCACAGGUACCCCAGCAGCAACGACGACAUGGGGCUGUCACAGUCACUGCUGGAAAUAAACAACUACCUACCAGACAACUUUACUAUUGUUGGUCGCUGUCUCAUUACCAUCCUCGCCCACCUCUGCAAUGGUACCUACUACACUGCAGAUGUAAACAUAGAUCACGGCCCACGUACAUUCCUAUCCUCCACUGAAGAUUACACCAGAGAGGAGUUCUCUUGCAAAGGAAUAAACUGCAGGAUAGACAAGCUGAGUGCCUACUGCAACAAGAGUAUCCCGGCCAUGAGCAUGGAUACCUGGGCUACUCACUCUUACCCACAGCAAGAGAAGGAUACUGCUCUUGACUUUCACAAUACUAUCCCUGCCUGCGAGGGGACGUGUGUGUGUUUUUGA
Messenger RNA from Cherax quadricarinatus, 1413 nucleotides. The record is from RefSeq and is a predicted model, not a curated record. NCBI's taxonomy places the organism in Eukaryota, Metazoa, Arthropoda, Malacostraca, Decapoda, Parastacidae.